AGGCUGAGAAAUUUUUCAUUUUCUUUCUUGUUUGACUGUAUGCGAACAUCAAACUAAGAAUAGCAAAAAUGAAUCUCUCUUCCUACAUAUUAAUACUAACUUUUUCUUUGUUUUCUCAAGGUAUUUUACUUUCAGCAUCCAAGUCCAUAAGAAAUUUAGACGAUGACAUGGUAUUUAAUACAUUCAGGUUGGGGAAAGCCUUUCAGAAGGAAGACACUGCAGAAGAAUCAGUUAUUGCUCCUUCCCUGGAACAAUAUAAAAACGAUGAGAGCAGUUUCAUGAACGAAGAGGAAAACAAAAUUUCAAAGAACACAGGCUCCAAACAUAAUUUCUUAAAUCAUGGUCUGCCACUGAAUCUGGCUAUAAAACCUUAUCUUGCACUAAAAGGAUCUGUAGCUUUUCCAGCUGAAAAUGGAGUUCAGAAUACUGAAUCAACACAAGAAAAGAGAGAAAUUGGGGAUGAAGAAAACUCAGCUAAAUUUCCUAUAGGAAGGAGAGAUUUUGACAUGCUCAGAUGUAUGCUGGGAAGAGUCUACCGACCUUGUUGGCAAGUCUGAUACCUGCUGGUCCACAUCAUCUUUUCAGAAGAAAAUAAAAGCAUUUAAUUGUCAAUGGGGGGAGAAGCCCCUAAUGCUACUAUAACUUGUCCAUGUUAAAUGUCUGUUUUAAAAGAAAGUAGUGUUAAGAUGUAUCAGUAACUGAAAUGAUAUGCUUUUACUGUGCAUUAAACUUUGUGAAAAUUCUGCA
Messenger RNA from Rhinopithecus roxellana (golden snub-nosed monkey), 747 nucleotides. RefSeq names its product pro-melanin concentrating hormone (gene PMCH). Lineage: Eukaryota; Metazoa; Chordata; Mammalia; Primates; Cercopithecidae. The record is from RefSeq and is a predicted model, not a curated record. Gene Ontology annotation, biological process: chemical synaptic transmission; behavior. Gene Ontology annotation, molecular function: type 1 melanin-concentrating hormone receptor binding; melanin-concentrating hormone activity. Bases 69 to 557 code for a protein of 162 amino acids. The transcript is spliced from 3 exons.